Messenger RNA from Conger conger (European conger), 2810 nucleotides. It is a transcript of the gene cpm, whose product is annotated as carboxypeptidase M. Gene Ontology annotation, biological process: proteolysis. The coding region runs from base 1075 to 2145 and encodes 356 amino acids. Gene Ontology annotation, molecular function: metallocarboxypeptidase activity; zinc ion binding. The record is from RefSeq and is a predicted model, not a curated record. The transcript is spliced from 7 exons. NCBI's taxonomy places the organism in Eukaryota, Metazoa, Chordata, Actinopteri, Anguilliformes, Congridae. Gene Ontology annotation, cellular component: cell surface.
UGUGUGUAUGUGGUGCACAUGCGUGUGUGUGUGUGUGUGUGUGUGUGUGUGUGUGUGUGUGUGUGAAAGACAGAGACGGCAGCACAGAGAGCUGUCGGGCAUUGCUGAGCUCUGUACCAGUCGGAGACAGGCGCUCUUGAAGCGAAUAACUGCCAUGGAGCCAGCAGGAGUUAGCUUUGGGCUCGUCUGGUUCCAGCUUGUGCAUGAGAAUCAUGUCUUUGUGAGACGCGACUGUCAUCUCCUCACACAAAGGCGUGUGUGCUUCACCACGCUCACAUGCUAACAGUAGAUGUGUCCAAAAGCUACAGCUCUGGGCCAAGCUCUCCAGAGUCGCCCCAGCGUCACACUGCUUUGCAGUGUCAGAAGAGUCCCCAGGGAGUCGACACAUAAGCUGUCCACGGCGGCCACCCGUAAACACCCAUAUGACAGAUACUGUAAAUCCACAAUGUUACCUGCCAGUCAACAAGGUUGUUUCCCAGAACACAAAGCUCCUGACUCACUGUAUAUUGUGAUGGGUCGGGCGUUCUAGCCAAGCUUUAAACGCAUCAGCAAAAAACCCAACUGCAAUCCUUCCCAGUGCUGGGGUCUGUGAAAUACUCCACACAUCAUACAGUCAGCGAUUACACUUGGGAAAGUGCCAGUAACCGGAUACAAUUAGCCCCGAACCCAGUGGGACAGGGCGGGAUUAAGUUAUCCGACGUUCCUCAAGUUACCUCCCUGGCGUCCCAUGGAAAAUUCUCCCUCCUCAUUAAUGAGUGCUGUCUCACUCCUCAGAUGGGACGUGUUAUCGCCCAUGUAAAACGUUUACUCAUUCACAGGCAGGUGUGUCAAAGGAGCGCAUGGGUCGGCAGGAAAGGAGAGACGAGCUUAGUAAUUAAAUCCCGCUUCCUCCGGAAACCGCAUUAGGUAGGGAAGGCGGAGAAAAUGUUUAACACGGAGACAGUGAGUCAGUGGGUUCUGUGAGCGGUGAACGGGACACGCGCGGGGGGGGUCUGGCGGAAAGGGGAUUAAGGCACACCUGCAGGACCGAGCGUGUUUUGCGUGUCUGCGCUCUCUCAGGUGGUGGGACGUGUGAUGCUGCUGCACCUGAUCGAGCUCCUGACGCAGGGCUACGGCGCCGACCCGCUGGUGACGCACAUCCUCAACAGCACCCGCGUCCACAUCCUGCCCUCCAUGAACCCGGACGGCUUCGAGGCCUCCACGCGCGACUGCAUGUUCUCUGAGGGGAGGUUCAACAAACACGGGGUGGACCUGAACCGCAACUUCCCCGACGCAUUCGACUGGGAGGAGGGGGAGGCGCGGGAGGCAGAGGUGCGGGCGGUGAUGGACUGGCUGAGCUCGGAGCCCUUCGUCCUGUCGGCCAACCUCCACGGUGGAGCCGUGGUGGCCAGCUACCCCUACGACAACAGCAACGGAGGAGAAGAGUUCAAGAAGGGCUCGAGCGUCGCCCCUGACGACGAUGUCUUUGUCCACCUGGCGAAGACCUACUCCUUCAGCCACGCCCAGAUGCGCAAGGACAACUGCGACGAGGCCAGGAACUUCAAGGACGGCAUCACCAACGGCUUCUACUGGUACCCGCUGGCCGGAGGGAUGCAGGACUACAACUACGUGUGGGCCCAGUGUCUGGAGAUCACCCUGGAGCUUUCCUGCUGCAAGUACCCCCCCGAAAGUGAUCUUCCAGGCCUGUGGGAAGCCAACAAGCCAGCCCUGCUGGCCUACAUGCAGCAGGUCCACCUAGGUGUGAAGGGGCAGGUCCUGGACUCGACGGGAGCCCCGGUGCAGAACGCCCUGGUUGAAGUGAAGGGGAGGAGGAAUAUCUGCCCGUUCCGAACGGACCGCAACGGGGAGUACUACAGACUGCUGCUGCCGGGAAACUACACGUUCACGGUGACGGUCCCGGGGCAGGAGCCCGAGAGGAGGAACCUGUCGGUCCCGUACGGGCCGGAGCGCUUCUCGGCCCUGACGCAGAACUUCGUGCUGGAGAGGGGGAGCGGCGGCGGCGCCGUCCCGGACCCGGACGCGGCCGAGCCCACCGAGUCGUGCACGGCCCUGCUGCAGUACCAGGCCGACGGCCACGCCGCCGCCCUGCUGCGCCCCCGGCUCCUGCCCCUGCUGGCCCUGGCGCUGUGCGGCCUGCUGCUGUGAGCCGGGGCCCAGAGCUCCGAGCAGCCGCGUCGGACUCCCGCGCGCCGACGUUCACAGUCCUCCCCCCCGAUGCCUUUUUACUCACGGUGCUGACGUCGAGUCGGAGCGGAGACGCUGUGCCACCGGGGAGCGCUGAGAGGGACGAGAACCAUUCCCAGCAUCCUCGCUGCUCACCCCCGCCAGCGGCCGCGCCCGUUAUGUAGCGAACGCUCGCGUCUGAAACCCGAGGCUGUUUAAAGCACUGUGUACUGUACUGUUAUACUUCAUACCGCGGCCUUUCUAAACAGUGAAUACUCGUCUGAAGUCACGGACGUUUCGCCGAGUCGACAGAGGGCACUCGCACCCUCAACCACGGACUCAUAUCACCGCAUACCGAGAAGUCAUAUCUGCAUCCACACGCUCCAUGUCAUAUGCCUGACGACAUUAGCCGCGCUGGGCCUGGCCUUCUGCCCUGUCUUUUCACGUGUAGCAGUAGGAUCUGCGGACCGCUGCAGACGGGAAGGAGGUCACCGUUUAACAUGCCACAGACGUCGUGUCUGAGUAAACUUCUUCUCCCAGAGUUUUCGGGGGUUUGCAGGAGUUCCGAGUAUUCAUGAUCAAGUGCGCUCACAACAACGCAGUUGUCACUUGAAUAAAUAAAAGGUGAGUCAAAACUCAAAAAACAA